Molecule: messenger RNA, 2193 nt
Organism: Pseudoliparis swirei
Lineage: Eukaryota; Metazoa; Chordata; Actinopteri; Perciformes; Liparidae
Gene: lrrc28
Product: leucine rich repeat containing 28
Exons: 10
Coding region: 197-1312 (371 amino acids)
Molecular function (GO): protein binding
Source: RefSeq, a predicted model, not a curated record
CCUGCAGCCCCUUUUCUUCAGCUCGUACUUCCAAACAUACAUUCAGCAUUCAGCUGGUGUCAUGUGCAUAUGUGGACAAAAUAAAGUAGGAUAAAAUGGUCCCGCACAAUUAAGGAGACACUGAUGCCAUAGAGAAAGGAGGCACCGCCAAGUUCCCUCCAUCUGGAGGCGGGAGGUGGACAGUUGUCAUCAGAAAAUGGCAACUGAACUCCAUGAAGCUAUUUGUAUGGCCAAGAAGGAGCGCCACAAAAACCUGUUCCUGAACUACAAGAACCUGAACAAUUUUCCGGUCGAGCUGCUGAAGGAUGAAGGCCUACAGUUUCUGGAGAGACUGUACAUGAAGAGGAACUCGCUCACGACGCUGCCUGACAGUCUUGCUCAGAAGCUCCCAAAUCUGAUUGAACUGUAUUUGCACUCAAACAACAUAGUCAUUAUUCCUGAAGCUAUUGGAAACCUGGCCAGACUGCAGUCAUUGGACCUGAGCAAUAACGUCCUUCAGUUCCUCUGUCCAGAGAUUGGCCGACUGAGAUCCCUACGGCACCUUAGGCUGUCCAAUAAUCUUCUGAAAUGCCUUCCUCCAGAGAUCGGGGAUCUGCAGGACCUGGAGACGCUGGACGUGUCGAUGAACCAGCUGAUUUCGCUCCCCGACCGGCUGCACCGCUGCACGUCGCUGCAGAAUCUGACAGCCGACCACAACCUGCUGGGACACGUUCCCCGGCAGCUCUGCUGGCUGCCCCGCCUCAACCAGCUCUCAAUGGCCGCUAACCGGCUGACCUUUCUCCCGCUCGAUAUGGGCCGAUCACGAGAGCUGCAGUUUGUGUUUGUGGACAACAACGUGGACCUGAAAGGCCUUCCCUCCUACCUGUAUAACAAAGUCAUCGGCUGCAGCGGGUGCGGCAUGUCCACCCACGGGCUGGAGGGCGACCAGAGGGAGCUACCGGGCGAGGCGUUGAGCGAGGUUCUGGUGGGGCUUCCGGCUGAAGUGAAGGUGGUGGGCUCCGAGGCAGAUGGCGUGAUCCCCCUGGAGGAGAUCGCCAUGAGAGCCCUGCACCGCAUCUACCGCCAGCCGGCGACAGACCUCAACUCGCUGCCUCCCAUCACUCCAUGCCUCCCCAAGAGCCUGCUGCACCUGCUGCAGUUCCCCCUGGGACACUGCCACCGCUGCAGUCAGACCAUGUUCACCAUCAUCUACCCCAAACUCUUCCCCCUCCGUGACACGGCGCUGGCAGGCGUGCACCGCAGGACAACGGUGAGUUUCGUGGCCUACUGCUGCUCCAGUCGCUGCCUUCGGACCUUUGACCUCCAGGGAUGACGCCGCUUCCUCUUCCCCGCCGCACACAGGAGCUGCCAAGCGGUUGUUUCCAGAAAGGUGGCGGCUCAUAGUUUGUGUGCAUCUUGGGGGACGGCGAGCUCUGCGCUUCACCGACGGUGUGAAGGAGAACCGCGCAAAAGAAGUUUGGAGGGUCGCACGACGUUUCAAGGCCGAGACUUUAACCUCCGGGAUUUUCCUGAAUCCAAACGACUGGGAGGGAAGCAAGAGUCUGUGUGUUCUGGGAGGUCGGAGUCAUAACACUGUGUGUGAAUAGUAAACUUACAGCAAUGGACCUAAAGUCACUAACAAAAGGACACAUCGUCAGAACAGCCACUGAUUGGUUCUGAUGAAAUCUGCUAUUUUUCACAGGUUUAUUGCACCAGACUCAUUAUUGCGUGUGGAGUCGUAUUCGAGGUUUUGACAUUUCUAGUACAGUUUGUUUUUACUGAUUAUCGAAGAAAAGAACGAGGCAGGCAAUGAGCAUCUAUUUCACAUGUGUCAUUUCCAGCAGGCACAGAGAAAACAUUUGAAAAUAUUAAUUUAUUCAUAGAUGUCCGUAAAACAAGCCAAGCAUUCAUCUCACGGAUUUGUGAAAAAAAACAUUUCCAGUGUCUCAUAUCGGACACGUAUCCUUUUUUUUUUUACGUGGCUGCUUUUGGAAAAGGAUUUGCUCUGUUACCAUGCUUUAAAAAACCGAAUGUUUUUAUCUUUACAUAAACCUCACUGUGGACUAAAAUAUCUAAAUAUAUGUGGCUUGACCCAACGGUCAGAGGUCACAGGGUUGCUCGUGUGUUCACGUCCAUCCCUGUGGUCUGAUUCUAAUGUAUCAUUUGUUUUUGAUUUUUUUUUGUGUUUGACAGUAAACGAUGACAACAACUUUC